AGCGCGCACACUGAGUAAUACAAACACGAUUCCGUGCGUUCUUUGAGAGACAAAUCUUUCUGAAACGCACGAAUAAACGGCAAAUAGAAAGGAGUGCCCACGAAUGCCACAGUCCUAUACGCGCGGGAGAGAUUCUUCUGCUCGUCACCGAGAAAGCUACAGACAUCAGGAGCACAGCCAGCCAGGGAGUGAACAGAGACAUCUCCUCGGAGGACUAACCGGAGGGUUAUGUGCAGGCUAGAGAAGAAGAAUCACACACAGCCGGAACACGCACACUGGAGCAACUAUCCAGAUUUCGGGUCACCCGGGAAAAGGUUCGAGGAGGCGUCGCCGUGUAAAUGCAAAUUUGGCACAGAACUCAGAAUGAGUUCUAGGUCCUUAAACUACGGUUGUCACCUAGCUCCAGUACCAAUCUGAAGAACGGGACAAGAGUGAGCCCAGCCUUGGUAUCUUCCAGCUGGGGGCAAAAGGCGCCCGCCUCGAUAACGCACAGGAUUUGCUUUGCAAAUACAGUGUUAUCAGUGUGAGGAAUAUCAGCUAAAUAAUGACUGCUCAUCUCCAGAAUUCAUAGUGAAUUGCACAGUGAAUGUCCAAGACAUGUGUCAGAAGGAAGUAAUGGAAAAAAGUAUAGAGUUAACUCGUCUUUGAGAGUUCCCUCUAUUGGAUGCUUGUGGAAAUUGUUUUUUUGACAUGAGGAGCUGCCAUGGAGGAGAUUGGAGACAAAGUUUCUGAGGAUGCAGAGCGGACUAAAUUUUGGAAAGGAAGAAUUUUUCAGGAUGUUGAGAAGAAGGUGUGUGCUCAGUUUUAUGCAAUUAAAAAGUUAAACAGACACAGAACAGGCUUUACAGGGACCCUGUAUCGCAAGUCCUGCGCCUCCUCUGCAGCUUGCCUCACGACCUCUUCCGGAUACCAGGCUUUCUGUACGCCGGGGAAAAUAAACUCUAUUUGUAUCACUUGCUGCAGCACUCCACUCUGCAAUGGGCCCAGGCCAAAGAAGAGGGGAAAUGCUGGCAUCAUGCCCAGGGCUGGUGUAUUAACAACCAUACUGCUCACUAGCUUGGCAUUUUUAUCACCAGCAAAUUGCUAGAUGCGA
Molecule: messenger RNA, 1093 nt
Organism: Hemicordylus capensis (graceful crag lizard)
Lineage: Eukaryota; Metazoa; Chordata; Lepidosauria; Squamata; Cordylidae
Gene: LYPD1
Product: LY6/PLAUR domain containing 1
Exons: 6
Coding region: 704-1087 (127 amino acids)
Biological process (GO): acetylcholine receptor signaling pathway
Molecular function (GO): acetylcholine receptor inhibitor activity
Source: RefSeq, a predicted model, not a curated record